ACAAAGCCCAGCCGAAGGGGCGCGACGUCACAAUGGAAGCUCCUCACAAUGGAACAUUAGAAAGCAGGAAGCGGGCCUCAGCCAACGUGCGGCGCCCGCAACGCUCGCGGCUCUUGAAAAAAAGAGAGAGAAGGGGAGAAGAAAGAAGAAGAAUGCGAGAAGAGAGAAGAAGGAAGGAUACAGCUGAAUGCAAAGCGCGAAGCGCGUUGCGUGGAGUCGAAACACCAGUAACUCAUUAUGGCUGUCCCCAUUGCUGCCUGCCGGCGCUCUGCAGUCUAGGGCGGCCUGUGUGCCGACCCGGAGCGCUGUCACCUCCCGGAGCGGCAGCGGAUCCCGGGGGCGGCUGCUGUGCUCCCUGGGGCCUGCUCCCAAGGCGCACGCAGCCGGACCGAGGGCGAGGGAGAGGGCGGGAGCAGGGGGGUGCGACCCCAAAUCACAGCGGCUUGGCGGGGGAGGAUUCCCUCCUCGGUGGCCGCGUGGGCGCGGUGAAUCCCUCGUCCCCUGCUAGGGAGUCCGGGUUGGGGGAACGUGCAUUUUUCAGGAGGAGUGGGAGCGUUGACAAGGAGGAGAGGAUCCCCGGGCCUCACGCCGUGGGAGGGCCACGCGGGCCGGGGACGUGUGGGAGGAACUCCCGAGCUGCAUGCUGUAGUGGGGGUGGAUGACAACCUCGCUCCCCUCCCCUCCCCUCCACCCAGUGGAGGACUGGGGACCGGAGGGCCCGGCCUCCCCCCAUCUUCUCUAGUUCUUAGGGAAAGAAGGAUUCCCGCCUCCUGCAAGCCCCCUCUCUCCACCCCCGCCACCUCUCCCGCCAGGCUCCCCACUCCUAUACUAGGCAGUCACAGCGCCCCCGGGCUCUCCUCCGCCCGCGCGGUGCGGGGAGGUAGCGCGCUGCGGCGGUCCCGCGCUCCGGCCAGAAUCAGGGCAGGCUGUGCCUCCCGCCCCCAGCUCCCUCCCUGGGGGGGCGCGCGGCCGGUCAGGGGGCGUGGGCGGCGGUGUGAGCCGGGCUGGGUGCGGGAGGGGCCCCGGCGGCUGCAGGGAGGGUCGCGGGGCGGCGGGCCAAGCCGGGAAGAGCCAUACAAGGAGCGGAUCCGGUGACGCGCCGGCCGCGCCCCUUCUCCUUCUCGAUUUGGCUGCAGAUUCCGGUCCCAAGAUUUGCAUAUUUUGGCAUCCAGUGGAAAAGGAAAGAAGAACGGAACCCGCAGCCUUUAAAGGAACCGCACAGGCUGUAGCGUCACCCAGGGAGGCGGUCUGGGGGGGAGCGUGAAAAAUUAGCCAGCGGCUCUGGCCUCUGGCUGUAGAGCCCGGCCGUAGGGGAGGAGCGGGGAGGGGCGGCGACCAGAGAGCUGCGGGCGCGCCAGUCCCAGUCCCGGCCCCUCUAGGGUGCUUCUUGCUGAGCGUGCACCCGGAGGCUGCGGAGGGUCUCCACGGUUCCCGCCCGGGGCCGGGAGACGCCGUGGGGUCCGCGGUCUUGGGCAGCUGCAGGGCAGAAGGCUGCAGUGCCCCAGUCUGCCCGCGCGAGGCAGAGCUCAGCCUGCGGGGGUGGUGGGAAGGAAGUAAGAGGCCUCCGGGCCGCCCAGCUCAACUCCGGAGGACCCCUCUGUGAUGCACUCACUUUCCACCUGUCAGGAUCUCUCCCCAGGAGGGGCUGCAGAGUGAGGAGCUAGAAGUCCUCUUCCUGUUCGACUGGGGCCUGCGUUGGGAAAAGCAGAGGCAGUGGAAGCGUUUGGGAUCCUUAAGCUUCCAGGGCCACAGAGGCGGUGGAGUGCAGCCACUGCCAUCUGGAGCAGACGGCCCCCUUCCCUGACCCUUUUCGGCUCGCUGGACUUGUUGCUCCCAAGGAGAACAGCAUGGGGCAAAGUCUGCCAACCUGCACCAGGGCCUACUUACUUACCGGGCAGCAAGAUUGGAUAGGAGUCUGGAGACAUGAUUCCUUCCCUCUCCUUUAUACUAGUUCUUUGCAUAAAACGGGAGCCUUCAAUUCAAUUAAAUAAAGUCUUCAUUAAAGCUUCAUUGUGACGUUGG
Molecule: messenger RNA, 2022 nt
Organism: Sapajus apella (tufted capuchin)
Lineage: Eukaryota; Metazoa; Chordata; Mammalia; Primates; Cebidae
Exons: 2
Coding region: 33-662 (209 amino acids)
Source: RefSeq, a predicted model, not a curated record